This is a messenger RNA of Conger conger (European conger), 2423 nucleotides long. It is a transcript of the gene aire, whose product is annotated as autoimmune regulator. Gene Ontology annotation, biological process: humoral immune response; regulation of transcription by RNA polymerase II. Gene Ontology annotation, cellular component: cytoplasm; nucleus. The record is from RefSeq and is a predicted model, not a curated record. Gene Ontology annotation, molecular function: translation regulator activity; DNA binding; DNA-binding transcription factor activity, RNA polymerase II-specific. NCBI's taxonomy places the organism in Eukaryota, Metazoa, Chordata, Actinopteri, Anguilliformes, Congridae. The transcript has 13 exons. Bases 1 to 1494 code for a protein of 497 amino acids.
AUGUGGACUGCUGAGCACUCCAGGGAAGCCAACCUUCACUCACAACUUAGGGUGUCCAGGACUGAGAUCGCCAUGGCGAUAGAUGACCCCUUCCCCUUGUUCUAUGGGCUGGCUGACAAUGACAUCAUCACCGAGCAUAUGUUCAAGGAGACUCUGGAAAGGACCAGACAGGAGGGGAUACACAAGGCAAGCUACUCCCUGCUCUCCUGGCUCCUGGACAGAGAGCCACGUGUAAUACAGGCCUUCUGGAACAACUUGUCCAAGGAGUACAACCGGGAAAGGUACCCAAAACUCAAGGCCAUCUUUGCCGGCCUCCAGCAAGGCGGGGGCCUCGGUGGGCAGAGGAGGGUUAAGAAGCUGUUUGGCGGCAGUAAGACGGCUCUUCAGCCACAUGCACAGCAGGGCAGGAAGCGAAGCCCCAGGGAGGAUGAACGGGCACAGCUGCCCCAGACCCACUCCAAGAGAGCCAGCAGUCCAGGGACCAAAGUGAAGUCGAUGAGGAAGACAGAAAGUGCUGAGGUCUCCCGGUUGGCUGCAGGAAAUGGUAUCCAGGCAGUGGCUACCUCAGUACAGAGAGCCGUGACGCUUUCGUCUGGAGAGCUGCCGGGAGGUUGUGGGGCAGUGGAGGAGAUCCUCAUCAAACAGGUCUUUGAGUCCGGGAGCUCUAAGAAAUGUAUCAAAAUGGGUGGUGAAUUCUACUCCCCUGGAAAACUGGAUGAGUUAGGAAGAAAUAAGACAAAGACUGCUAAGACCCAUGUUCGCCACAAGGCGGCGACAUCAGCAAGCAACAGAAUAACCGAGGUCCCUCGAAACGAUGAUGAGUGCGCGGUGUGUAAGGACGGGGGUGAGCUCAUCUGCUGCGACGGCUGUCCCAGGGCCUUCCACCUCACCUGUCUCACCCCCCCUCUCACCUCCAUCCCCAGCGGCACUUGGCGCUGUCAGCAGUGUCUUGGCAACCAAGCUGAGGGUGAGAGGGCCUACCUACCUGUGCAGUCCGCCAAGCUAACGGAGACCAGCUCCAGCUCCUCGGUGGACUUCUCCUUUUUCUCGGCCCUGUCCUCUGCCUCCCUCUCCAGUGUCACCACCACCAAGAGCAGCCAGACCUCUGCUGCCCAGCUCCCAGGCGCUGAGUGCCUGAGUGUGGGGCAGAAGUGUGGCAUGUGCCUGCAGGGAGGAGAGCUGACCGCCUGCCCUCAGUGCUUACAGGCCUUCCACCCUCAGUGCUACUUCCCCAGUGGGAGGUCCAAGUGUAGAUCCUGCUGCAAGACUUGGGGCAGCAUCAAUGAACGUGAACGUCCGGUGGCAGAGUUGGAGAGCGUGCAGGUUUCCAUGUACGAUGCCCCACCUGAGCAGAGUGUGCCUGUCUCAGAGCAGAUGCUAAACAAGGAAGAGCUGGACUCUCUCAUGGGGGAGAAUUCCAUCGAUGGGAUCUUGCAGUGGGCCCUACAUAACAUCUCCCGGCCUCUGGCGGAGAACCAGGGCUUCUUCCAGUGAGCGUGUUUGCAUUGGACAGGUCUUCCAUUCACCUACAGUAUAUCAGCCAUCGUAGUCAUAUACUCUCUUUACAAGGGUGAAUGGAUGAAGAUUGGGGGCACAGUCUACAAAAGCAAACUAAAAGACUAAGGGAUUAGACUGCACUAAAACAAUGUCUACAUGACAACAUUUAUUUUCUUUUGAGCUGUUCUUGUUGUAUUCGGAUGUACAGUCAGGUCCAUAAAUAUUGGGACAUCGACACAAUUCUCAUCUUUUUGGCUCUAUACACCACCACAAUGGAUUUGAGAUUAAACGAACAAGAUGUGCUUUAACUGCAGACUUUCAGCUUUAAUUUGAGGGUAUUUACAUCCAAAUCAGGUGAACGGUGUAGGAAUUACAACAGUUUGUAUAUGUGCCUCCCACUUUUUAAGGGACCAAAAGUAAUGGGACAAUUGGCUGCUCAGCUAUUCCAUGGCCAGGUGUAUGUUAUUCCCUCAUUAUCUAAUUUACAAGGAGCAGAUAAAAGGUCUAGAGUUCAUUUCAAGUGUGCUAUUUGCAUUUGGAAUCUGUUGCUGUCAACUCUCAAUAUGAGAUCCAAAGAGCUGUCUCUAUCAGUGAAGCAAGCCAUCAUUAGGCUGAAAAAUCAAAACAAACCCAUCAGAGAGAUAGCAAAAACUUUAGGUGUGGCCAAAUCAACUGUUUGGACCAUUCUUAAAAAGAAUGCACCGGUGAGCUCAGCAACACCAAAAGACCCGGAAGACCGGAAUUGUGUCGAUGUCCUAAUAUUUAUGGACCUGACUGUACGUACAUAGGGACCCUCUUUUAGAAAAGUGCACAUGACUGCCACAUGUAAGUUUCACACUACAAGUUUUUUGCAAGUCAUGUUUCUGUGCUAGCUUGGAUGCAUGCAAUGGUCUGAACACAAUGAAUAAAGAUGAUUAGUGAGCAAA